Adineta steineri is the source of this 2133-nucleotide messenger RNA. Lineage: Eukaryota; Metazoa; Rotifera; Eurotatoria; Adinetida; Adinetidae. The record is from the annotation of a GenBank genome assembly.
AUGUCAAUAUUAAUUUCUGUUAUUGAAAAAUUUACAUUAUCUUGUACUGAAGAUAAUGAAAUUGGUGAUGAUAAUGAUGAACUUUAUAAUUUUCUAUUUAAUUAUUAUAUCUCAUUAGAUAUCCUUAAUGAUUAUAUACAAGCUAUUCAACAACUUGAUAGAACAAUAUUAAAUGAUAAUUAUAAAUGGUUAUUAUUUACUGGUUUUAAUUCAAUAAUCGACCUUAAUUAUUAUAAUAAUGAACGUCGAGAUAUAUUAUGCAAAUUUUGGUUAUCAAAAUAUGAAUGGAUAUUAAAAAAAUUAUUAUUAUCAUCAUCAAAAACAAGUUCAUUACCAUUAAAUGGAAUAAAAUAUUUACUUACGAAUAUAAUUCGAAUACAAAUAACAAUAGAAAAUAUUACAAAUCAUCUUAUGACACAAGAUAUACGAUUUUAUAAUUUUAAUCUAAAAAAUGAAUAUUUAUCUAUUAUAAAAAUUAUUUUACCUUUAUUAAUUAAUAAGAAAAUUUUAAAUAAUAUAGAAAAUGAUUUAAAUAUUCAAUUUAAUUGUGAUUUAAAUCAUUAUUCUAAUACAAAAGAUAUAAAAUCAAUAUAUAUUAUUUGGAUUAUAUUAAAAAUACUUUUAAUGUUUAUUACAACUGAUGAAGAUUGUUUAAUUAUUAUUAAAUCUCAUCAAAUUAUAAAAAAUAGUUUAUUAAAAUCAAUUCAAUUAAUUAAAAAUAAUAAUUCAAUAAAACUUUCUUAUUAUGUUAUUUUAACUUUUCUAAUCAAUGAUAAUGAUAUUAAAAAUAAAAUAAAUCAUCCAAAAGAAAUUUGUAAUAUAUUUAUUCGAACUAUUCUACAAAUAAAUGAUUUCAAUAAUGAUGAUUUUACAUUUACAAAUAAUGGAGUACAUAUUAUUCAUUUAUUAAUAGCAUUAAAAGCAUAUUUACAGCAUGAUCAAGUGAAAGAUGAUUUUAUUGAAAGUGAUGGUUUAAAUUUGCUAUUAACAAUAGCUAAUUCAGUAUUAGCAUCUACAGAAAUAGAAUCACAAGUUAAUAAUAUGUUUGGCGAAAAAUUUAAAUCAAUAAUUAGAUUAAUACCUACGGAAGAAUGUGAUUUAAAUGUUCUACAAGAAAUAAAUCAUUUGCAAAUAAAUAUGCAGUAUAAUAUGAAUAUUCUAUUCAAAGAAAUAGGUUUAUUAGCAUUGGAAUGUCUUUAUACUAUGUCAUUCAAUAGAAAAGCAAAAGAAAUAUUACAGAAAAAUGAAAGAUUUAUGAUACAAAUUCGCGAAUUAUCUAAUGAUGAAAAUUUGAAAAAAAUCAUUGAUGGUUUAUUAUGGAAAUUAGAAGACAAAUAUGAAUUUCAAAUAGAAACAACUAAUCAAUAUGAUUUUAUGAUUAGUUAUCAUUGGAAUGAUAAUGUAUUAGUUUAUAAAAUUUUUAAAUAUUUAAUAGAAAAAUUUAAUUAUAAAAUAUGGUUGGACGAUCAAUCUAUAUCUAAUUCAAUUUGUCAAACUAUAGAAAAAUCGAAAUUUAUUCUUAUGUGUAUGUCUGAAACAUAUAAAACAAAUGAAAAUUGUAGAAGUAUAAUUGAAUAUGCACAAUAUAGAAAAAAAAUAAUUAUUCCAUUAAUUAUAAAACAAGUUGAACUUGAUAGUUGGUUUGAAUCUAUAUGUAGUGAAAACUUGUAUAUUGAUUUUGUUAAACAAAAUUUUGAAGAUGCUAUUCAAUUAUUAAUCAAUAAAAUUAAUAUGAAAACUAUUGAACAAAAAGAAAUAAAUUCAACUAUGAUCGAUCUUUCUCAACAAGAAAUAUCUUUAUCUAUUUUACCAACAACCACAACCGUUAAUCUUCAUCUUAAUGCAAUUCAAGAUGAUUAUAAAAGAAUUCCAAUAAAAUUAUGGUCUGAUAAACAUGUUGAACAAUUUCUCCAUGAUAAUAAAUUAGAUUUGAUGAUUUUAUUAACUGAAUAUAUGAAUGGUGAAGAUCUCAGUCAAUUAUUUGAUAAAUGUCAACUACAACAAAAGUAUUGGACAAUAUUUGAUCGUUUUAAUAAUGAAUUAAAAAAACGAUUUCAACAAACACUUUCAAUAUCAAUUUAUGUUAGAUUUUUAAAUCAAAUACAAAAAUAUAUUAAUAUGUCAAGAGUUUAA